ACCUUCGUUUCUUCAUUUGUUGUUCGUGGCCCUUGUAGGGUUUCCACUGGUGCCUGGGACGCCCGGAGCGGCGGGAUCGAUGCGCUCCCCCAGCGCUUGCGAGUGAAUCGGCUCUGGCCGGGUGCUAGAGAUCGCGCGCCACGCUCUCACAGCCGGGAUUGGGGUUUGGGAAUUUCGGGUCUCGCGUCUGUCACGGGCGCUAUUUCCAUGGAUCCAGCGUGAAAUCUCCGGCGCCGGGCACCGCAUUCUUCCAAUGCACGUCCAUCGGUCUUGAUUCGCGGCGAGCGAGUGAGCGAGCGACGGUGAUGCAAAGGAUGCGGCAAAAUUCCAUGUCGGGGCGAUGGAGGAGCGCCGAGGAAGCUCAGGCGGACCGGAGAGCCUUAGCUACCAGGUUGGGGCUUUCAGAAUUCUCGUCCUUGGCAGGCUCGCGCUCCAAUCCAGACGGUGCUUUCGACACGGACAUACCGGGUCUGUCGUUACUCCCGGCCCCUCCAAGCAUGGAUCAUUUACCAUUUAAUAGUGGGUCGGGAAGAUCAUCGUUCGCCACUGGCACACGGAUAGGAGGGGGAUGCGUCAGCCAUAGCCGGGGUGGUCCUCGAGGGGCGAGCCAAGUAAUCCACCGGAGUAGUGGGAAUUUGGAGAUGUCGGCAUCGGGGCCCUGUGGUGUUACGGAUGGAGAUAUCGACAUCUUCCACGACUGUAUGAACUUGGAAGAGAACGCCACCUUCUCCAACAUGUUUGACGAUCUCGACUUGGAGGGAUCGGAGGUUGGUCCGGGCAGGGAUGAGGCAGCAUCGUCGGGGGCAUUUGCUCAGCCGGAUGCGGUCGCCGCUACCAUGCAGAUGGGAGCUCCAAGUUACAAUCCGGCCACCGUAACAGGUAAUAGUUCUUCUAGAGGUUCCUCGUGCAAACGAAAGAGUUGCAACAUCCCGUCGGCUUCUGGCUUCCAGGACGGCUUGAGCAUGAGGCACAUCCAGGAUGGUGUUGGGGCUGGUCACCAGGGUGUGGAUCUCUCGCAGAGGCCAGCGUUUAUGCUACCGCCUCCAUCGGGUGGUGCAUCUUCGUCGAGGUCUGCAGCACUCAUGGAAGGCCCCCGGCCUCAGAAAACAAGGCUCUCAUCCGAUGCUCUGGACUCGACUCUGGGGGCCUCGCUGUUCACGAGUUCCAGGAUGCCAGAUUUUGCGGGGCUCAGUGGCACGAGUGGCAACGCUGGCAGCAUCAGCAUGCACCCCUCACAAGUGUAUCCAAGAGCUGUUCGGAGGACGUUUCCUCCUGGCCCUGACUCGUUUCGUAUCAGGAGGAAUGCGCUGCUCGACUACUCGCCGGGUCCAGAUGGAGCUCCAAGUCACGGUCAUCUGACAUUUUCGGGUGGAUCUAACCCACGGGAUCCCGGUGCCGCGAUGGCUUUCUCGGGAGGUAGCAGAGCAGCAAGGCUUCACGGUGGAAGUUCUAGCAUUGGUGGACAGGGUCUGUCGAGAAGGAUUGCCAGAGUAAGCUCCGGCAGAAGCAUGACUGCCAGUGCUUCUCCAAGGGAACAGGCGGAGAGCAGGAUCAGAAGUGUCAGCAUGGCAUGCUUAGAGAAUGGUACGUUCACAACUGGGAGCAACCGUGGUCCUGCCAUUCGACGUGGAGUUGCAAACUAUCUGCCUACACUGGGCGCACGGCACCCUCCUAUAAGUGACGCAAGGCAGUUGCACGGUUACAAUGGGCGUGCGGCGUUUUUCACUCACGGACGAACCAUGUCUCCACCACAGGUUCCGAGUUCGCUCAUGGAAGCACCAGAAAUGAGACCCCCACCUCCGUUUGAAAGCUCACAGACAUUUAGACACCCAGCGUUAGCCGUGGGAAGAAGGGACCUUUCGGCUCUCAGUGAAGGCUUCAUGGCUAUACCGUCACAGGAGCUCGAGUGGGAUCACCAUCGUCCCCGCCUAAUGGCCGGGGGAUUAGCUGAGAUAUUGCAAGCGUUGGAGCGCGUAGAAAGGGACGAAGAUCUUACACGCGAGCAAUUGAUAAUGCUGGAAGCUACGACUUUCCUGUUUGGGGGCAUUGGCCUCCACGACGACCACAGUGACUGGAGGCUGGAUAUUGACAACAUGUCAUAUGAGGAACUACUCGCUCUGGGCGAUCGAAUUGGAACCGUCUCGACUGGUUUAUCCGAGGACACGAUAGUCCAGCAGCUGAAGAGAACGAAGUAUGCGGCUGCUUUAGCUCGGAGCUCGGAGGACAGUGAUGUAAAGUGCUGUGUUUGUCAGGAAGAAUUCGAGGAAGGAGUCGAGUUGGGGACUAUCAAUUGCGGGCACAACUAUCAUAUGGACUGCAUCCGCCAGUGGCUAGUUCGGAAGAACUCGUGUCCAAUCUGCAAAGCCACGGCGCUUCCUCAAAUCUCGGAACCUGGAAGCCCAAAGUUACAGGAAUCUUCUUCGUAAGACUAGAAAGGUCAGCCUUCAUAUUUGGAUUUGAGCGCAUCAGCGCCAUAGGAAGAAAGAAAGGUCCCUUACACAUUUGCUACUUCGAUCGAUGAUCAUAUGAUAAGAAACAAGGAUAAAGAGAAAAGGAAAAACAACAGGUUUCAGCUCA
Messenger RNA from Selaginella moellendorffii, 2577 nucleotides. Its product is annotated as E3 ubiquitin-protein ligase MBR2. Bases 306 to 2426 code for a protein of 706 amino acids. Gene Ontology annotation, molecular function: ubiquitin protein ligase activity. Lineage: Eukaryota; Viridiplantae; Streptophyta; Lycopodiopsida; Selaginellales; Selaginellaceae. The transcript has 6 exons. The record is from RefSeq and is a predicted model, not a curated record.